Messenger RNA from Leptosia nina, 534 nucleotides. NCBI's taxonomy places the organism in Eukaryota, Metazoa, Arthropoda, Insecta, Lepidoptera, Pieridae. The record is from the annotation of a GenBank genome assembly.
AUGUCGUUAAAAGCCUACGAAGAUGCAUGCAUGCGUGCGGAAUUAUUUAAUCAACCUAAGCCAGAGAGAGAAGAAUUUCUAGAGAAACAUAAAUAUUUGGAUGUAAACGAAUUUGAAGAGGUCGAUAUUAAGACAUCUGAGGAAACUGCUAUUUUAAAUGACGGACAGCAGGAAAAUAUUGGUGCUCUGGGUGACAUUGGUGCAUUGUUGACAUCGACGCAUAGUAAAAUAAAUCGUCUCAAGGGCGUGUGUGGAACAGUAACGAAUUUUUUUCGGGUUAAACUAGCAGCCAAAGAUCUAUCGUAUUCUAGUGAACCAAGUUAUAUUGGACAGACGAAUUAUGAUAAAGACUCCAUCCCAUCGGCAAAUUCCGAAUUUUCAUCUGCCAACACUGAUUUAGGACCCAGAGACAAUGAAAUGACGAAUCGCGCGGAAAAGAGACAACAACCGGGAGACAUUAAUACUGCUUUAAAAGAUUUAGAACAAAUGCAAAAAGCUGAAAAUAGCUUUUCUUUUGGUGGUUUGCUUCAGUAG